UGUGGAUUCGGCCCAUACCCAAAGCUGUUUCCCAACAGUAUCCCAUAAUAACACAAUCGCCACCACCAUACCUACGCAACAGUGUGAAGAGGACCAUUACCAAGGCGAGGUUAACCGCAAUGGAGGCAGCUGGCUCCGACUCCGACGGCAGAGAAUUCAAAAACGCACAAGAGAUGUGGAGGGAACAAAUCGGAGAUGAAGGUGAUGAUCCUAAGAAGAUUCAAUGGUACCGUGAAGGCGUUGCUUAUUGGGAAGGUGUGGAGGCGUCUGUGGAUGGAGUAUUGGGUGGAUUUGGGCAAGUAAAUGAUGCUGAUAUUAAAGGUAGUGAAGCUUUUCUCAAUUCCCUUUUGCAUGAAAGAUUUGGUGAUGGUGGAAGAAAUCAGCACCUUGUUGCCCUUGAUUGUGGUUCUGGCAUAGGGAGGAUAACCAAGAAUCUACUCAUAAGAUAUUUUAAUGAGGUUGAUCUUCUUGAGCCAGUGUCACAUUUCUUGGAUUCUGCCCGUGAAAAUUUGUCUCAGGAACAUUUUGUUGCCUCUGACGUGCACAAGGCGACUAAUUUCUACUGUGUCCCGCUUCAAGAGUUCACUCCUGAAGCUGGAAGGUACAAUGUUAUUUGGAUUCAGUGGUGCAUUGGUCAUCUCACAGAUGAUGACUUUAUCUCAUUUUUUAAGAGAGCAAAGGUAGGCCUUAAACCUGGUGGAUUCUUUAUCUUGAAAGAGAACAUUGCAAGAAACGGAUUUGUUUUGGAUAACGAAGACCGAAGCAUCACAAGAUCCGAUUUAUACUUCAAGGACCUAUUUCGUCAAUGUGGAUUGCACCUGUAUAAAAUGAAGGACCAGAAGGGACUUCCUGAGGAAUUGUUUGCUGUAAAGAUGUAUGCUUUAACAACUGAAGUCCCGAAGAAAGUUCAUAAGACCCGAUCUAAGGUGCAAGCCAACAGACCCGGCAUCAUUAAAUAAUUUGUUUCGAACUUCUUGUGUUCUUGUAGUAUAGAAAUGCUUAGUUCUCGAGUACAUACCUUCUGACCAAAUGACUAUCGGUUUUAUCUUAAAUAGUUCCUUAGGUUGACAAAUUUUGCUCUUAUGCUUUGAAUGAUCAUAUAUUUACCUACAGUUGAUGAUAAGACAAUGCUUUGAAUGAUCA
Gossypium raimondii (Peruvian cotton) is the source of this 1143-nucleotide messenger RNA. Its product is annotated as alpha N-terminal protein methyltransferase 1. The transcript has 8 exons. The record is from RefSeq and is a predicted model, not a curated record. Bases 120 to 959 code for a protein of 279 amino acids. Gene Ontology annotation, molecular function: methyltransferase activity. NCBI's taxonomy places the organism in Eukaryota, Viridiplantae, Streptophyta, Magnoliopsida, Malvales, Malvaceae. Gene Ontology annotation, cellular component: cytoplasm. Gene Ontology annotation, biological process: N-terminal protein amino acid methylation.